Molecule: messenger RNA, 3112 nt
Organism: Mytilus californianus (California mussel)
Lineage: Eukaryota; Metazoa; Mollusca; Bivalvia; Mytilida; Mytilidae
Exons: 11
Coding region: 9-2000 (663 amino acids)
Source: RefSeq, a predicted model, not a curated record
UUGAACUGAUGUUUAAUGGAAGCCAUACCAGUCUACACAAUGCAAAUCUAACGUUUCAUUUCUCCAGUUUCCCCAAUACUAUGCAUGCUGUACCACUUCAUCAUAAUCCAUAUAAUAUGGGAGCUGUGCAUACAGAAUGGUCCUUGUCAUCAAGCAUUAACAUUGACCAAGCAGAAAUACCAUGCGGAGCAGGCUACAUAAUUGCUGUUGUCGAUGACAUGACCAAUGGAAUGACGUAUGAAGCAGCACAGAGAGGUGUUAGGGUAUGCGAUUUUUCAGACAUUGAUGUAGAACUUGAAGUUGAAAUGGUACAACUUAAUCACACCAUUACGCUCACUGCUGGUUCAGGCACUCUUAAGGAACAAAUGCAACACCAAGGAGCGGCUGUUCAUAGGAUUAUGGUGAGAAAUAACGGUUACCGUCGAGUUAACAACGUCACAAUAGAGAACCCUCAUGUUGUUUCGAUCUAUCUCCGUCGACAUGGUACUCCUGAAACACACACAUCCAUGUGUUCUGUUCCAUCUUACACACUAGAUGACGCCAUGCUCGGUGGUAUGAUGUUUAUGGACGGAAUAGAACCACACCAUGCCCACGAAGCUGAAGAAGACAAAGACAUGCCUAUCUCUGUCAACUUUAAGGAAGGCAUAUCUAUUUGUGGUGAUGCUGAAUUAGUUAUGAUGUUGGACCCACUUGGUAUGAUGAAUGACAGCAACCCAUGUAAUAACUUUGUACGACUGUCUGUUUAUGUUGACUGUAGCCAUUUAAUGGCUAAAGACUUCUGCAUGGUAGUUUCAAAUACAAUGAAAAUUGGAUGGGAGGCUAAUAUGAUAUUUCAAGAUAAACACAGUCAUGAAAUCAAGAUGUACCACUAUCAGGCAAUGGACAGCUACUGGCAAGGUAGAGAUACUCAUAACCAUGACAACCACAUCGAGCAGGUAGGAUUGGCAAAAUUUGUCUUAUUGAAGAAAAAGUUGUCAAUAGUGUACAUGAGGCAUAAUCACGGAAAGUUUCCAUGUGAAACAGUAAUUCCAAUAAUGAAAAGACGAAUGAAGAUGGAAAGAAUUAUGGACUCUUCAGAUUAUACAUUAGAUUCCACAAGGAUGAGUACAAUGCAAAACUUGAAAACGAGGCUGAUGAACAUGAAUGCCAUGGCAAAUAAUGACGACCUGCAAUCCGAGAUUGAAAUGUUUGGAAACGAUACUUUUGGAAUUUCAAAUGAUGUAACGAGAAGUCAAGUUCAAGGAAUGGCCAUGGGAAUGCAAAUGGCAAUGGGGCUUAAGUAUGGAAUAGGAAUAGCUCAAAUGUAUGGACAGCCAAUACCUCAUAACAUGACUAGAACUAUCUUGGGACCUGCCUUGGAAGGAAUAGGGAAAAUCAUAAAAGAGACAAUGGGACAAACCAAAAUGAUGAAAGGAUAUAUGAUGUCUUCUUUGGUUUAUCAUGCUGCUUCUACUUUAAUGAUGGUUCACACAGGUUUAUUCCAUCUACCGAUGGAUGUUGGAGAAAACUUGGAAAAUAUGCUAUAUAACAUAAUAGAUUUCCCGGAAACCAUACUUAACGAUACAACAGAAGACUGUGACCAUUCGCAUGCCGAACAGACUGCAAUGUAUCUGUGGUAUCUCAGUUUGGGGCACAAUUGGGAAGAAUGGUCACACGUGGACCAAUCAAUCUGUAACGACCUAAUGAUUCUAUCCUAUAUGGCACAUGGUGGAGCAAUGGUCCUGGCCAAAGAUAUUUAUGAUGAAGUAGCAGAAGACACAUACAGAGAAAUGCCAAAAAUGUGUCGCCCACAUCUUUACAUGCCCGACGAUAGUCCUCCUGUAAUAUGGAAGGUUAAGAAUGGGCGAGUAUUGAUGGGUAUAUAUUCUCCCCUUGGUGAUGUGGUAACCUGGAAAGUGACAGCAGUUUGCCGUUGUGAUGGUUGUCCAGCAGACACAUAUGACAUGCAUACUAGUUCAUACUACAACGGACACGAAAUGACAACGAAUUAUGGUGGCUAGCUUGUACUUUGUGCUGCUUCGUAUUAACUUCCUGUUGUCCCUUCAACUUCAAUGUGAAAUCGACAUUAUGGAAAGGCUUGGAAGCUACAGUCUCGUCAAUCAUUAAUAAGAUUUUUUACUUUUAGAUGUUUUAGUUACAAAUAGUUACAGAAUUCUUCACGGAGAAUUUAUAUCAAUACUAGACCAACAAAUGUUUCUAUCAAGGAAAUAUUCAGCGAUUAUCUUCCUUUUUUCGUGCUUUUAUUUCGUUUUUCAUUUUAUGUCAUGGUAUUGUUGUUUUUCUUCGACUUAUGCUUUUAGUUGCCCCUUUGGUGUCUCCUGCCUCUUUUUAUGGUUUUGUAUUGUUUUUUUUAACUCCGCAUUACAUAUGUUAUAAGGUUUCAAAACAAUGAAAUCAUCAAAGUGUAUGAUCUCUAACAUUUUAAUAAGACACAUUAUUUGUCGAAAUGCUCAUCUGGUGCAGUAAUAUAUACCGUAAAUGUUAUAUAUGCUAAUUGUAGUUCCUUUGCUGUUUACACAUAUGACCUUUUUAUUAUGUCAGUUAGCUGAGGUUUCCUUUCUGAAUCAAAUAACCCACAUAAAAAUAGAAUAUAAUUGGAGUAAUUUUUUUUUCAAAUUGCAAAACUGAAGGUUAAAGGCAGUUGUAUUAAUUUUCUUCAUUUGAGAUAUAAUUAUAAUAUUUUGAGGACCAACAAUACUUCGAAAAGUUUUUUUGCUAAUGCGAUAUUAUGAUAAUAUCUCUUCUUGGUGAAUCAUUGGUGUACGUUAUGUUCUUAAGAUUUCAAAUAUGUUACAAAAAUUACAGAUAUGCAUUUUUUAUUAUUAUUCACAAGACGUUCAGUAGUCAAUCAAUUUUCAUCAACAUUUCUCAAACUCGUGCGACACUGAUUCGUUAUUUAUAACAAACAAGAAAAUUAUCCACCAUUCUACAAAUUAUUCUCUAACAGUUACUUCUCUUUUUUCAUGUUUUGAUAAAGAACUGUAUUCUGUUUGUUAAAUAUCUGGUGAAAUUUUUAAUCAUUUUGGCCUUCUAUUUUUCAUAUUGAGAAGUGAGGUAUGAAUUAUCGUUACGAAAAUGCAGUAUUUUUAUCUAGUAUAAAUAUGACAAUCUA